Molecule: messenger RNA, 1281 nt
Organism: Olea europaea var. sylvestris
Lineage: Eukaryota; Viridiplantae; Streptophyta; Magnoliopsida; Lamiales; Oleaceae
Product: methanol O-anthraniloyltransferase-like
Exons: 5
Coding region: 64-1281 (405 amino acids)
Source: RefSeq, a predicted model, not a curated record
AGAUGUCAAAGCUAAUAAGCCUUUUCUUUCCUUGCAUUCUCUAAAUAAAGAAUUGUCUUUGCUAUGGCAUUUUCUUCCAACUUUGCUUUUUCAGUGAACCGGUGUAAGCCUGAACUGGUGGUUCCGGCAAAGCCGACACCACGUGAAAUAAAGAAACUCUCCGAUAUUGAUGAUCAAGAAGGCUUUCGGUUUCAAGUUCCGAUAAUGUUUUUCUAUAAAAACAAUCCUUCAAUGAAAGGGAUAAAUCCAGCUGAAGUCAUUCGAGAAGGACUUGCGAAAACGCUGGUAUAUUACUAUCCCUUUGCUGGGAGGAUUAUGGAAGGAGACAACAGAAAACUUAUGGUUGAUUGCAAUGGCGAAGGCGUGUUGUUCGUUGAGGCUGAUGCAUGUAUCAUGCUUGAGCAGCUUGGGGAUAACAUACUCCCUCCAUGUCCGUUAAUGGAAGAGUUUCUGCACGAUGUACCUGGCACUGGAGGGAUCAUUGGCUGCCCUCUUUUGUUGAUUCAAGUAACCAGAUUCAUCUGUGGUGGAUUUGCUUUGGGAAUUCGAAUGAACCACACUAUGGCGGAUGGUUAUGGGAUGAUGCAAUUUCUAAGUUCUAUUUCUGAAUUAAUGAAAGGUGCAUCUGCACCUUCUAUUUCACCUGUAUGGCAAAGAGAACAAUAUUUAAAUGCAAGAUCUCCCGCAAGAAUUACAUGCAUACACCAUGAAUAUGAGCAAAUACCACAAUCCACAGACUUUAUGGAUUCGGACAAGCUAUUUCGGACUGCCAUUUUCUUUACUCCUAAGGUUAUACAAGCACUUUAUAAUCAUUUGUCCUUGUCGGGAAGUUCUCAAAGGUGCUCAAGAUUUGAUCUCAUAAUAGCGUGCUUAUGGAAAUGUCGUACGAAUACACUGAAUCCAUCUGACCAAGAUUUGUAUGGUGGAGUUGCUUCGGCCACUUCAAAUAUUAGUUUUUGUACGAAUUUCAAGAACAGUAAGGGAGAAGAUGGAGUUGUGGUACCGAUAUGCUUGCCACCAUUGGCUGUGGAAAAAUUCAAAUAUGAGCUAGAAAAGAUUACUUGUGAACCACUCUGCAGAAUUUCAGUGUUAGUGUUAAACACUUUAUUGUAUAAGAAUUGUUUCUUUAACCAUUUGUUUAAUAUCGGCUUGACAAAUGAUGUUAUGGGCCUCGAGAAUAGAAUUGUAGUUGUACUACAUCAGUCCCCUCUACUUGAAGGAAAACUCGUCCUCGAGUUUUGUGUUUGCAAGGAAAAUUCGUCUGGAGGAAAGUAUUCAUAG